GUUAUACGCACUGCGAAUUCUUUGAUAGUGCGACUCUUCGGGAUUUCUAAUGUGAAAAUCGCAAAACUCGGGAAGUUCAGCGUGCGCGUGUUUUACUGCCGUCGAUACGAGGACUGCAUGUCGGUGUUCGACUUCGAGGGGGAACUCUGUGACCUGCUGUCGCGACCUUCUGUAAGUGGCCACCACGGGGACGGAAAGCGUGGCGCCGCUUCUGGAGUAACGAAGAAAGAUGACUCAGGAGUUGCCGAUGGGCACAAGGCAACAGAUGACGACAAAGGGAUCACUGGGCCAACGUCCCUCAUGGGCAUGAUCCUCAACAAGGAUGGCGACAAGGAUGAGGGUGACUCUUGCGCACUUGAAAUGUUUGAGACCUUUACCUUUGAAUUCAGACACCCAGAGCCCAUUCCGCCAGAAAUAUUCAGAGGGACUUACGACUUGCAAAUCCAGCUCGAGGGUAGUUGCUUCUGGGUAGAGGAUGUGGAGGUGGUUGCCGGUGAGAUGUGGACCAGCCUGGGGGACUACCGCGACGUCAUUCUCGCCUUCGUGGUCGCAUCCAGCAGCAGCUACGUGUUGGGGCAGUAUAUCAACCCUUUAACUGGCGGCUUGCUGCCACAGAUAACUGGAUUUUUGCUGAUGGGCG
Messenger RNA from Amoebophrya sp. A25, 640 nucleotides. The record is from the annotation of a GenBank genome assembly. NCBI's taxonomy places the organism in Eukaryota, Dinophyceae, Syndiniales, Amoebophryaceae.